AUGCAUGAAUUCUCCCGAAUUGGAGUCAAAUGGAACUACUGUGAUUCACCUCCUGAAGAACCGUCAAUGGCAAAGAUCACGCCGAACCUCUUCUGCAACAGUGGUGGCAAUCUGCUUGAGAACCUAGUCGAAAGAGUUAUAGUAGAUGAAGGGCUGUGCAAAGCUGACGUUUGGCGACAGGGCAGCGGCGAAUGCUCUGGACUGCACGGAAAAAUUGCUUCCGGAUCAUCACCUGAAAGCUCGGGUUCGGGACCGUCGUACUACCAGAUCAACUGGUUGGAAAACGUCGGAAGGUGA
Molecule: messenger RNA, 297 nt
Organism: Soboliphyme baturini
Lineage: Eukaryota; Metazoa; Nematoda; Enoplea; Dioctophymatida; Soboliphymatidae
Source: the annotation of a GenBank genome assembly